AUGAUAGAAGCCCGGCGUAAACAGGCUCGCCGGGAGGUCGUCGAGCACUGGCAAGAACGCCUGCCCCAUGUAAGGGCAGGCUUGAGGGUGGUCGAGGCCGUUGUCCCGGUUCUAAUGGAAUGGGUGGGCAGGAGGCACGGGGGUCUCUCGUUCCACACGACGCAGGUGCUCUCCGGGCAUUGCUGUUUCGGAGAGUACCUGCACGAGAAGGUCGGGCGGGAGGCCACCACCAAGUGCCAUCACUGCCCAGAGGUGAGGGACACGGCGCAGCACACCUUGGAGGUGUGCCCUGCUUGGGCGAAUGAGCGCCGUGCCCUCGCUGACAGGAUAGGAGUCGGCCUCGACCUUCCUGCUGUAGUGGGCAGAAUGCUCGCCAGUGCCGACGACUGGGCAGCGGUGGCCUCCUUCUGCGACACCGUCAUGUCGCGGAAGGAGGCUGCCGAACGGGCGCGGGAGGAAGCUCCCGACGCGCCGCCAGAAAGAAGGCGAAGAAGGGGGGGAGGCGUAGAAGGUUCCUGCAACAACAUCAGCAGGGACCACCUCCUCCUCCUUAAAUAA
This is a messenger RNA of Solenopsis invicta (red fire ant), 558 nucleotides long. RefSeq lists its product as uncharacterized. The record is from RefSeq and is a predicted model, not a curated record. The coding region runs from base 1 to 558 and encodes 185 amino acids. The transcript has a single exon. Lineage: Eukaryota; Metazoa; Arthropoda; Insecta; Hymenoptera; Formicidae.